Colletotrichum acutatum is the source of this 1410-nucleotide messenger RNA. RefSeq lists its product as uncharacterized. The record is from RefSeq and is a predicted model, not a curated record. NCBI's taxonomy places the organism in Eukaryota, Fungi, Ascomycota, Sordariomycetes, Glomerellales, Glomerellaceae. The transcript has 3 exons. Bases 274 to 1095 code for a protein of 273 amino acids.
UGGAAGUGGUUGUGUGAUUUAUAUGCUUGAAGCGCGGCAAAAUCCUUGGCUCGACUCUCGUCAGCCUGAUCGUGCAAGCCGCCUGCCGCGUUUAACCCAUGUCCCUUUUCUCUCCUUCGAGAACAAUUCAACUAUUUAGUAGUCAUGCUGCUUGUGCUUGGGCCGUUCUACUAUUCGUUCUGUCUGCUCUUUCAAACUCUUUCCCUUGCUCUCUUUUUCUCUACGUCUACUUACUGAGCCUAUUGAGCGUCGGAAUCAAAAACUCUUUUCACAAUGCGGAUCGCCUCUAUCCUUCUUCCUCUUCUGAGCCUCCUCUUUCGGGACUGUACGGGGUCCACCUUCUACCAACCACCGGGCUCCGGUCCCGCCGGAGACUUCCGAGACAACUCCCAGUAUACGUUGGGCGAGAUAGUAGACCUCCAAUGGGAGACUGACGACACUUCCAUUGACUUAUACCUCGUUCAAACGUUACCCGAGGAUGAGGUCGCUACCAUUUUGUUUGUAGGCGAAUCUCACACGCCCUUAGGCUGGGCGUGGAACGUCACCUUCGAUAGCUUUCCGUCCUGGCAUAGCCCGGAUCUGAGUAACGUGUACUAUCUGCACUUGCAGCCCUCUCUGCCUGUUGGCGUCAUUGGUGCAGGUGUUGCGUCCCACUAUUUCAACAUCACCCGCAGCGCCGCGUCAUCAGUCUCGUCGUCGGCCUCACCAUCAUCUUCGACAUUAUGGACAUCCGUUGCAUCACCGACGACAACGCCGAGCGCAACGAGCACAUCAGAGCUGGACCGUGAUGAGCUAUCGACUGGCGCAGUGGCUGGUAUUGCGGUCGGAGCGACAUUCGUUGGGACGCUCUUUGUAGUAGGAUUAGCGGGAUUUCUGUUCUUGCGGCGGUGGGGGAACAAUAAGAAGAGGGGAGGGGAAGAAUUAGGCGCGAUCAUCACUGCGAACGAUGGAAACGAGAUACAUGUCUACAAGAGAGACGUAUCCGAGCCAUCGAGUGAACUAUUUGUUGAGAGUACUCGACGCUUUGGAGCCGAGGGUUCGAAACCAAGUGAGAUGAGGUUUGAGAUGUCGGGUGAUUCGGUCGUACGUAAAUGAAACGUGGAGUUUAGUUAAGCUGGCGGAAGUCGUGACUAUUUGCAACUAAAAUUUGAGAUUCAAAGAUGUAUGGACACCAUCUACUCUUGGUCAACUACGCGACCAGUAUAGGAAUCCGAAGAGGUCGCGGCAGCUUCAGUAAAUUUCUUCGUACAUGGUGAUGAGAUUAAGAAGCGAAGGUUGAAGAGUCACAUGACAAGCGUAAUGACCGGUAGGCGUUUUCUUGAGUUUGACAAUCUGGAUCAUAAGGCAGACUUCUCAACACAGAAAUGAAAUGUCUCUGAGCUUCCCAUCUCUCAAUCUCCAUGGUUGCGC